Vombatus ursinus (common wombat) is the source of this 2084-nucleotide messenger RNA. Its product is annotated as acyl-coenzyme A synthetase ACSM3, mitochondrial-like. Gene Ontology annotation, cellular component: mitochondrial matrix. The coding region runs from base 181 to 1908 and encodes 575 amino acids. The transcript has 14 exons. Gene Ontology annotation, molecular function: fatty acid ligase activity; fatty-acyl-CoA synthase activity. The record is from RefSeq and is a predicted model, not a curated record. Gene Ontology annotation, biological process: fatty acid biosynthetic process; acyl-CoA metabolic process. NCBI's taxonomy places the organism in Eukaryota, Metazoa, Chordata, Mammalia, Diprotodontia, Vombatidae.
GUUCGGCUGUUUGAUUGGAUAGUGAGGUUCCUUACACUCUCCUCUGUACCUUUGGGAUUUGUUCUUUGUCCUACCCUUUCCAGAUAGAUAGAUUCAGAUUCCUCAUCAGAGACGUCCUAAAUACGAAGUCGCUCAAUUGGACUGAUACCAUCUCUUGUCUCCAUUAACAUUUUGCUCAGAAUGCAGUGCUCCCAAUUGCUGAAGAUCCUCAAGGUGUCCGUGAGAGCAUUCCACAAAGAUUACAGAGUACCAGCCCCUCAGAACUUUUCAAACUAUGAAUCUGUUAAACGAGAUUUCAAAAUAGAGGUACCGGAGUAUUUCAACUUUGCUAAAGAUGUUUUGGAUCAUUGGGCCAAGAUGGAGAAGAUUGGAAAGAGACCAUCCAACCCAGCCUUCUGGUGGGUAAAUGAUAAUGUAGAGGAAGUGAGAUGGAACUUUCAGGAGCUGGGAUCUUUGUCUAAAAAAUUGGCCAAUGUCCUUACCAAAUCCUGUGGUCUGGAAAAGGGAGACAGGGUAAUGGUAAUUUUACCUGCAAUUCCAGAAUGGUGGCUAACAAAUGUGGCAUGUCUACGAACAGGCACUGUCUUAAUUCCUGGAACCACCCAGCUGACUGAAAAUGAUCUGCUGUAUAGGCUACAAACUUCCAUGGCAAAGUGCAUUAUUACCAAUGAUACUUUUGCUACGACAGUGGAUUCCGUUGCCCAAAAGUGUACAAUUCUGAUGUCCAAGUUAAUUGUUUCUGAGAAGCCUAAAGAAGGGUGGAUAAACCUCAAAGAAUUGAUGAAACAUGCAAGUGAUGACCACAGCUGUGUGAAGACCAGACACGAUGAAACAAUGACCAUCUAUUUUACUAGUGGGACCACUGGCUUUCCUAAAAUGACAGAACACACACACAGCAGUUAUGGUUUAGGAUUAUCGAUGAAUGGAAGGUACUGGCUGGAUUUGACCCCUUCCGAUAUAAUGUGGAAUAUGGCAGACACAGGCUGGGCAAAAUCAGCUUGGAGUGGUGUUUUUUCUCCAUGGAGCUUAGGAGCUUGUGUGUUUGUAAGCUAUAUGCCACGUUUUGAGCCAGCCUCCAUCUUAAAAACCCUAUCCAGAUUUCCCAUUACGGUCUUCUGUUCACCUCCAACUGCCUAUCGGAUGCUUAUGCUAAAUUGGGAGUCCAGAUAUAAGUUCAAAAGUCUGAAGCAUUGUGUGAGUGCUGGAGAGCCAAUGAACCCUGAAGUGUCUGAGCAGUGGAAAAACAGGACGGGGCUGGACAUCUAUGAGGGAUAUGGACAGACAGAAACGGUGCUAAUCUGUGGAACUUUCAAAGGAAUGAAGAUUAAAAAUGGUUCAAUGGGAAAGCCUUCUCCAGCUUUUGAUGUUAAGAUUAUAGAUGAAAAUGGCAGUAUCCUGCCCCCUAAACAAGAAGGAAUUAUUGGCAUCCGAGUUCUACCUAACCGACCACUUGGUUUAUUUGCUGGUUAUGUUGAUGAGCCUUUCAAAACAGCUGCAACGUUCUGUGGGGAUUUCUACAUGACUGGUGACAGAGGAUAUAUGGAUGAAGAUGGAUAUAUCUGGUUUACUGGAAGAUCAGAUGAUAUUAUCUUAUCCUCUGGAUAUCGAAUUGGUCCUUUUGAAAUAGAAAAUGCUCUAGCUGUGCACCCAGCAGUCCUGGAGUCAGCAGUGGUCAGCAGCCCAGACCAAAUCAGAGGAGAGGUAGUAAAGGCCUUUGUGGUUCUCAAGCCUGACUAUAAGUCACAUGACCCAGAAAAAAUGAAAAAUGAGCUUCAGGAACAUGUCAAAAGAAUGACGGCACCAUACAAAUAUCCCAGAAAGGUGCAAUUUGUUCAUGAGCUGCCAAAGACCAUCAGUGGAAAAAUAAAAAGAAAUGAAUUGCGGAAGAAAGAAUGGGGAAAAGUCUAGUUUUACUUGAUUACAUAAUACCAUAAUACCUGUAAAACCCAUAUAUUUUCUGGAACUUAAACCCUAAAGAUGAAAUAAAUAAUGGAUGCUUCAUGGAUUCAUGGUUUUAUGAACAUCUUGUGGUAGCAAUGUUACGAAGUAGAAUUCUGAAGUAAAAUAAAAUAUUCUGUGAUUGA